UCAGAAACAAACUGGAGACAGUCGAGGUGUUUUAGCGCCACCAACAGAACAAGGCUGGAAGUUCAAAGUACAGAUUGUCCUGAUGUUCUGAAGGUUCUCACUUCAAACCUGAGAAACCUGCUGAAUCUGGAGGAGGAUGAUGAAGAGGAGGAUGAUGAAGAGGAGGAGGAGCAUCAGGGAAACACUGAGGUCAUGUGACUGCUGCUCUACUCUCACUCUGACUGAGCAGCAGAACAGACAUGAAGCUUCCAGCAGACUGAGACCAGAGAGGAGGACAGAACCAGGACCAGGACUAGAACCAGUAACAGAACCACGACCAGGACCAGGACUAGGAGUAGAACCAGGAGCAGAUGGAUCAGAGCAGCCCCUCUCAGAGCUCCAGUCAGAUGGUGAAAUCUGCUUCAGCGUUCGCCGACUUGCACCAGAACCGACCCAACAGCCGGAAACCGUCUCCGGUGUCCGGCUUCGUCCCGCCGCCGGAUUACCUGGAUGGAGACGAAGACGAUGACAUCAUCAAACCCAAGAAGCUCCUGAACCCGGUCAAGGCCUCCAAGAGCCACCAGGAGCUUCACCAAGAGCUGCUGAGCUGCAAACGCGGGGGUGUCAAUGUGGAGAUGAAGCCAGAGCUCCAGAGGGUUCUGGAGUCCAGGAGAAGAGAUCAACAGAUCCGACAGAAGAAGCAAGAAGACGAGGCUCGAAGGAAGAUCUCACCUCUAGAGGCUGAACUGCUGAAAAGACACAAGAAGCUGGAGGAGCUGGAAAAACAGCAACAGCAGCAGGAAAACCUGAAAGCUCCGGAGUUCGUCAAAGUCAAAGAGAAUCUGAGACGGACGUCCUUCAACAGCAAGGAGGAGAAGGAGGUGUAGGACAGACAGACAGACAGACAGGCCGGCAGACAGGCCACUGGUUUACAGGGUCUCUGAGGACACCGAAAUGCAGGGGAGGGAGGACAAACAGGAAACAGAAGUGUUGUCUCUCAGCAGUCAGAAGCUUGAACCUCAAAUGAAACACUUCGGUUUGAUCAGUGAUUGAUCAAUUAUUUAUUUGUGAUUGAUCAGUCAUUGAUCCUUGAUUUAUCAGUGAUUGAUCGGUUAUUAGUGGUUGAUCAGUGAAUGAUCAGUGAUUGAUCAGUUAUUUAUUAGUGAUUGAGCAGUGAUUGAUCAGUUAAUUAUUUGUGAUUGAUCAGUGACUGAUCAAUGAUUUAUCACUGAUUAGUGAUUGAUCAGUGACUGAUCAGUGAUUUAUCACUAAGUGAUUGGUGAUUGAUGAGUGAAUUAUCAGUGGUUGUCAGUGAUUGAUCACUAGUUGAUCAGUGAUUGAUUGCUGGUUGAUCGGUGAUUGAUCUGUGAUUGAUUAAUGAUUGAUCAGUAACAUUUACAGAAGCAGUUUAUGAGAGAAAAUCAGAGUUUCUCUUUAAUUCUGAUCUGAUGAUGAAAUCAGGUCAUUCUGAGGAUCUCUGAGGAGCUUCUGGAUCUGCUGAUGUUCCACACUGAUGGUUCCACACUCUGAUAGUUCUACACACUGAUGGUUCCACACUGUGAUGAUUCCACAUGAACUCACUGGUUUCCUGUUUCUGAACUGGAACAUUUUGGACGUACAGCAGCAGACUAGGAACACUGAAUGUUUAUCUGUGAAAUGUGUCUGAAUCAAAACCACAAAGAUAAAUCUGACGUUUAGCACCAGAACAAGCUUUAGACAUGGGGCUCCGAACCCUCAAACCUAAACUCAACCUAAACCCAACCUAAACUCAACCUAAACUCAACCUAAACUCAACCUAAACCCAAACUAAACCCAACCUAAACUCAACACCUGAUCUGACCUUCUGCCUCCAAAAUAAAAGAAUUUUUUUCCAGGAUAUUGUGGACAGAGAUCAGCACUUCCUGUCUUUCAGAGCUACCAGCUGACUCUGUGGGGUCGACAUGAAUCCGGUUUCAUUCCGUUGCUGCUACAAACCAUUUAGGUUCUGUCUUUAACUUGUGGAUAAGCGAUCAGCUGAUUGGGGUUCUAAAAGAGUCUCCAUCCAUUGAACGUCAUGUGAAAUUCAUCCUGAUUCUGAAACCUGCUGGAGGCUACCAACCAGAGGUAAAGAUCUAGAUUCAACCAGAACCUUCUGUCUGGGUUUAAACUGGAGCUUCUUAGGAUGGAGUUUGGUUCGAAGGUUCUAGAGCUGCAGCUGAUGGUUGGUUCUGUUGUGGAACAUCUUCAGCUGCUUCGUCUAUAAAACAUUCAGAACUGCUUCUGGUCAUUCAGCCUGGGAUAAUGAAACUGGUUUCCAUGGAAACAGAUCCAGGUUCUGCUGGGAUGGCUCAGUUCCUCCAUGUUCUGCUGAUGUGCUUCCACAGAAACGUUCUCCACUGCAGGUUUCUGAAAACCAGUUUGUGCCUAAAUCUGACUGAUGUCAGUUCUUCUAAACACUGAAAACACGGAACCACAGAAAACUGAACCUCUGAGAACAAACUGAGGAGUUCUCAGGAAUUCUGAGGAGUUCUCAGGAGCUCUGAGGACUUUAGAAGAAGAGAAUGUCAGUGAGAUGUUUGCUGUUUGGCCUUGCUGUAGAUACGGUAGCAGACUAAGUGAAGCCUUACAGCGUCUUACUGCUGGUAGACGUUCUAUCACUGAAUCUGUAGAACUUGAGGACGAAACAGCACUUUAGAACUUAACUGUGUCAGUGUGAAUCUAAACUGAUUUUUACUUGUUGUAUGUUCUGUUUGUGUAUUUUAAAGUUGUUCUGAGUGUAACUAGAACCCGGAGAAUGUCAUUAAAGGACUAAACCUGC
This is a messenger RNA of Amphiprion ocellaris (clown anemonefish), 2776 nucleotides long. Its product is annotated as protein FAM107B. Gene Ontology annotation, cellular component: neuron projection; synapse; stress fiber. The record is from RefSeq and is a predicted model, not a curated record. Lineage: Eukaryota; Metazoa; Chordata; Actinopteri; Pomacentridae. The transcript has 4 exons. The coding region runs from base 351 to 866 and encodes 171 amino acids. Gene Ontology annotation, biological process: actin filament bundle assembly; regulation of actin cytoskeleton organization; actin filament polymerization.